AAUCCAUUAUAUCAAUCUUAUUCUUUCUUGCCCUAUCGUAAAGAAACAGGUUCUUCGCUCGCGCCACCGCCGCCGCCGCCGCCGCCGCCGCCGCUCCUCCCUCUCUGCCACCCCAAUGACCCGGCGAUUGAGAGCAUUCAAGCGAUGGAUGAGGUCCCAGGGGAUCGACUGGAGCGACGCCUUGGAGCUCGCCGACUCCGCCGUCGAGGGCGUCUCGGUUCGGGCCCUCUGCGACCUGAGGGAGGGGGACCUCGUGUCCACCAUACCCAAGCUUGCUUGCCUCACCAUCCGUACCUCCAGGUCGCGCGACAUGAUCGAGGGCGCCGGCCUCGUGGGCUUCCUCGGACUCACCGUGGCACUCAUGUACGAGAGGAGCCUGGGGCCCGAGUCUCCGUGGGACGGAUACCUCCAGCUGCUGCCGGAGAGGGAGUGCGUGCCUCUCGUAUGGAGCUUGGAGGAGGUCGAUUCCCUUCUCGUCGGGACGGAGCUCCACAAGAUAGUAAAGCAAGACAAGUGUUUUUUAUAUGAGGACUGGAAAGAAUCUAUUGAGCCCCUUAUUCUAUCGGGACCUUUAAAGCUUGACCUGGAUAGUUUUGGUGUUGAGCAAUAUUUUUCUGCAAAGAGUCUUGUCUCAUCAAGAUCCUUUGAGAUAGAUGGUUAUCAUGGCUUUGGAAUGGUGCCUUUAGCUGAUCUCUUCAAUCACAAGACUGGAGCUGAGAAUGUUCACUUUACAUGCAUAUCGGCUCCCUCUGGCUCAGAUGAUGAAAGCAAUGGGGGAACUUGUGAUGCAUCUGCUGAUGAUAAGUCAUCGGAUGUGGAUUUAAGUACUAGAUCUUCAGGGGAGGAUCCUACAGUCCUAGAAAUUAUUAUUGUGAGAGAUGUUGAGGCAGGGUCAGAGGUUUUCAAUACUUAUGGCUCUAUGGGUAAUGCUGCACUUCUUCACAGAUAUGGUUUUACAGAACCUGACAAUCCAUACGACAUCGUUAACAUUGAUCUAGGCUUGGUCAUUAAAUGGUGUGCCGCCUGCUUCUCCAAUCGCUAUGCUAGAUCAAGGCUAUCUUUGUGGAGGCAACUAAAGUAUUCAGGUUGCACCAGCCAGAACUCUGAAUACUUUGAAAUUUCAUUUAAUGGGGAACCGCAGCUAGAGCUUCUAGUUCUUCUCUACAUCAUUUUCUUAGCAGAGGAUGCUUAUGAGAAACUGAGAUAUUUAAUAGAUUCUUUUGAGGGUGCUGAUGAAUCUUCAAACAUCACUAAUUUGAUUAAGAUCACGAAAAGCAAAUGCAGUAAAACACCUGGGAACAAUCUGUGUCAUGAAGCACCAGAGGAUGUUAAGGAGUUAAUGCUGACAGAGAAUGUUUGCUCUGCACUUGUCUCGCUAGCUGAUUUGAGAGAGAGCCUCUACGGUUCAAAUUCCUUGGAGGAUGAUAAAAACAGGUUGAGGAGUUGCUGUCAUACAAAGGAGAGGAAGUUGUAUCACUCGCUGGUGUUGCGGGUGAGCGAGAGGACAAUACUUGUAAGGUUAAGAGCAUAUGCUUCCAGAUAUUCUAAAAGGAAGAAAAGAAAAUUGAAAGAGCCAAAAAGCUAGGUAAUAUAGGAAAAAAAGCUCAAGCCGUUCUCUGAUGUCUUGAUCAUUCUUUUGGACGAUGAUGUUUAUUUGGCCUCCUGCAAGGCUGAAGAAGACAUGCACAUAGCUGUUUGUCGACUUCAUGCUUUGGCAAGCAGGUGUGCUCUUCAGUUUUUAUUCUUUUUAUGUGGAAGAGGUAGCAAAUCUGCAACUCAAAAAAAAAUUUUAUUGGAGCUACUUGCCUUGAUAUUAUUAUAAUUUUUUCAGUGGAUGAUUACAUGGUAUGCUCUCAAGGAAAAGGACAUGUUGCUGUCCUGGACAUAGGAAGUUGAAACUAAUUAUGGCUAGUUAAUGGUGAAAGUCAUAUAGCAUCUUAAAAGGAUAUAUUGCACAGCUCAUGGGAGAAGCUUUGAAGAACUUUAUUUCUAAAAUUCCUUAUCAAGAGAAUAUCAGCUGCUCUAAUUUCAUUUCCUGAGAAUAUCAAAAAUUUUGGGAUGCCAAAUCAUGCACGGUGCUGGAAAUUGAAGCAGGAGCAGCCAAUGGAGAAGUUCUGGUGAACUUCAAUACAAGCUGCUUUGAUUUCCUUUCCUGAGAACAUCAGUAGUUUUUGUUGCUUAUUGUUGAGGCCAAGUCACAUUAACAGAGCAAGAAACGAGUUAUGGAACUGCUAUUGUUAAGGCCAUGCGCCUGCCAAAACCAAGGUAAUAUUGUAGUUGAGCUCCACUUGGUCAUGCGAGCAGCAAAUUUAAGCUCAA
This is a messenger RNA of Phoenix dactylifera (date palm), 2319 nucleotides long. The record is from RefSeq and is a predicted model, not a curated record. NCBI's taxonomy places the organism in Eukaryota, Viridiplantae, Streptophyta, Magnoliopsida, Arecales, Arecaceae.